AUGCAGGGGAAUCGCCCAGGCACAUCUAGACCACUGACGUCCAUGGGUCGGCUGAUACGGCUCGGCACUGCGUCAAUGGUGAAUCAGGACGGCGGCGAGUUCGUCCGUUUAGAGUCGCUGGACCUGCAGAAGUAUGCGCAGCGACCUGCAAUCGCCAAAGCGCUGUGUGACUAUAUGUUGUACUAUGCUCGCAAUCCGCGGAAGGCCUUGGAGUUGGCAUCUGAAGCUACACAGGCUGUCGACUUUAAGGACUGGUGGUGGAAGGCCCGGCUGGGGAAGGCCUACUACCAGCUCGGUCUCCUCCGCGACGCGGAGAAGCAGUUCAAGAGCGCGCUGAAGGACGAGGAGAUGAUCACCACCCACCUAGAGCUGUGCAAGGUCUACCUUCGUCUUGACCAGCCAAACUCGGCUCUCGACCAAUACGGGCGCGCUGCCGAGAAGUUUGUGGGGGAAACCCACAUCCUCAUUGGCUUGGCUAGGACCUACGACAUGCUCAAUGCAUUGCUUCGGGGCGUCAGCUUCUACAAGAAAGUCUUGCAGUAUGAUGCCGUGAAUUCAGAAGCCAUCGCGUGCUUGGCUUCCCACCAUUUCUAUACAGACCAACCAGAGCUGGCCCUGCGAUUCUAUCGCCGCAUGUUGCAGAACGGCGUUGUUAGCGCGGAGCUUUGGAACAACAUGGGGCUCUGUUGCUUCUACGCCGGGCAGUAUGACCUGACCCUGAGCUGCUUCGAACGUGCCCUCAUGUUGGCUGACGACGACAACAUGGCGGACGUUUGGUACAACAUCGGCCAGGUAGCAAUCGGUGUUGGGGACCUAGGUCUGGCUUACCAAGCUUUCAAGAUCGCCAUCUCAGUGGACCCUAACCACGCAGAGAGCUACAACAACAUCGGGGUGUUGGAGCUGCGCAAGGGCAACGUCGAGCAAGCACAGGCGCAUUUCGCCACGGCGAUGCGCUUGGCAGCGCACCUGUUCGAGCCGGCUUUCAACGGUCAGAGGGGAAAGGCCGAGGACGUCGAUUGCACGCUUUGCCUUUUGGCCCAGGCUUACCCCGAGCACAUUGAGAGCAAGGAGCUCAUUAAGCAAGGGUACUUCAGGGCCAUCGUGCGCUGCACUUCGAAAACGGCGCUACCCCGCUUCCAACGGAGAUGCGAUGGAGCUGAGGGCUUUGCUCAGGUUCCACAGCUGCGCCCGGAGACGCGAAGAUCGCGGACAGAGCCGUCAAAGGCCGUCGAGGCAGCGCUCAGUGACCUCAACGAGGAUGUCGGCAGGGCGCCGGUGGUAAGCGUGGACACGAAGAAAAGUCAAUGCUCUUCUCUUGCAUCGCUCCAUCGCUCCGGCAGCGAGGAGAUGUGUCGGGGGAGAGGUCGAAGAGGCAAGUUGAGCCUCGCGAACUUCUCCUAUCCUCCGCGCAGCCGGCCGAGCUGGCGUGUCUUCACUGCCCGUGUGUGGAUUGCAGGCGAUUGCAGUAACUCAGGGUUCAUGUGA
Messenger RNA from Symbiodinium sp. CCMP2592, 1485 nucleotides. The record is from the annotation of a GenBank genome assembly. Lineage: Eukaryota; Dinophyceae; Suessiales; Symbiodiniaceae.